UCCAUUUGAGGUAAAGCACGUAUGUAAAUGCAUAUUCUUCAACAUUCAAGAAUAUAGAUAUGUAAUACGAUGUUAAUAAGUGUACGGGUAAUUGUUUUUUUAAUAAUGAUAAUAAGCAAUGGAAUGUCCCGAAGUGUGCAUAGUGCCCCAAAUAAUAGUGAACCUUCGACAUCCUACAAUCUGCCCACAGAGUUGUCGAGUGGAACCAUUAUAACAAUACAGGGUAAACUUAAGAUUGAUUCCACGUUAAGGAUAAUGCUUUUGACGAAAUUUGAUUAUGCCUGCGGAAUGACGUUCCUACCCCAAAAGGAAGUUGUUAUACAAGAUUCUACGGAAUUCCCGUAUAAUGUUCGACCUGCAGAUGAGUCAAUAACAUAUACGAUAUACAUGGAUGCAAGAUCGGUGGAUCAAACAAUAGACGUUAUAGAAAUGUAUUUUGAAAGUGAUAACGCAGGUUUACUGACUCUAAACAGAUGCCCUGUAGAUUCCCUAAGCAGUAUUGAGAAAAUUUUAAUAAACGGCAAACAGAAUGUUGUAAACAUGACAUUCAAUUUCCAGAAAUCAAGCUUGAAGUAAGCUUGAACUGAGUGCGCAAACGCAUACAAUUUCUGUGAUAUUUUUUCUAGUCAAUUAAUUAUUGGGAGUUUCGGCUGGCCCGAAACUAUUUUUUGAAAUUUAAUGUAACAUAUUUUAAUAAAAAUGUUGAAACCCU
Pieris brassicae (large cabbage white) is the source of this 712-nucleotide messenger RNA. RefSeq lists its product as uncharacterized. The transcript is spliced from 3 exons. The coding region runs from base 70 to 576 and encodes 168 amino acids. NCBI's taxonomy places the organism in Eukaryota, Metazoa, Arthropoda, Insecta, Lepidoptera, Pieridae. The record is from RefSeq and is a predicted model, not a curated record.